AUGCCUGCUUCUAUUAAACCAAUCCAACUCUACGGAGGAAUUCUCGGGCCCAACCCCUUGAAAGUCGGCAUCCUCCUUGCCCUCCUCGACCUACCCUAUGAAGCCGUGCCCGUCAAGUUCGACGAGAUCAAAGAACCCGAAUACGUCGCCAUCAAUCCCAACGGACGUCUACCAUCCAUCCACGAUCCCAACACGGGCCUCACAAUCUGGGAGUCUGGUGCCAUCAUCGAGUACCUCAUCGAGCGCUAUGACAGCGAAGAGCCCCGCAAGCUGAGCUUCCCCAAGUGGAGCGCCGAGGCCGAAGAAGCACGCUCGUUCCUCUAUCUCCAAACCACCGGACAGGGUCCUUACUAUGGCCAGGCUAUAUGGUUCAUAAAGUACCACGGCGAGAAGAUCCAGUCGGCUAUUGAUCGAUAUGUCAACGAGGCCAAGCGCGUGAGUGGCGUACUUGAAAAUUGGCUCGUCAAGCAGAAGGAGACCCACAAGGACAACAUUGGGGAUGGCCCUUGGCUGGUGGGCAACAAAAUGUCGUAUGCAGAUAUUUCCUUUAUCCCGUGGCAGAGAGCUUGCCAUACCAAAUUCCCCGAGCAGGGCUUCGGACCAACAGAUUUCCCUCAUGUUAAUGAGUGGCUUGAGCGCAUGUCUGCCCAAAAGGCAGUCCAGACUGUUCUGGACUCGGCUGAUAAGCAGAUGGCUGAAUUUAUGAAGGCGAGGGAAUAG
Messenger RNA from Penicillium cinerascens, 720 nucleotides. Its product is annotated as glutathione S-transferase family protein. The transcript has a single exon. NCBI's taxonomy places the organism in Eukaryota, Fungi, Ascomycota, Eurotiomycetes, Eurotiales, Aspergillaceae. The record is from RefSeq and is a predicted model, not a curated record. Bases 1 to 720 code for a protein of 239 amino acids.